Molecule: messenger RNA, 1913 nt
Organism: Sinocyclocheilus anshuiensis
Lineage: Eukaryota; Metazoa; Chordata; Actinopteri; Cypriniformes; Cyprinidae
Product: P2Y purinoceptor 4-like
Exons: 2
Coding region: 214-1338 (374 amino acids)
Biological process (GO): transepithelial chloride transport; G protein-coupled receptor signaling pathway
Cellular component (GO): plasma membrane
Molecular function (GO): G protein-coupled UTP receptor activity; G protein-coupled purinergic nucleotide receptor activity
Source: RefSeq, a predicted model, not a curated record
GUUGAUGAAUUGGUCUUCUUGAAGAUCUGAAGGGAGAAACUUCGGCGCUGAUUCCCCGCCCCUCAGCUAAUGCUCUCACCUAGUCCAGCGGACCACAGCAGAUCGAGAGCGCCCUGUGCGAUAAAUCUGGAUGCCUAAACCUUUUAAACAAGUUGAUUUCUGAAACACUAGCGUCAGCCAUCUAAGUUCAUGCUUUGAUAUGUGAAUGGACGUAUGUACCUCGUUCAGCUGAGUGAACGAGAAAUGACUUCAUUCUUAAGGAAAAGCGUCUCAGGGAAUUUGUCCCUUGUGUACACCACACUGAUACCGAGGUCUGAGAAGGAAGUGAAUUUCAGCUGUCUCUUCAAUGAGGAGUUCAAGUAUAUUCUGCUACCUGUAUCAUACUCCCUAGUGUGUUUCCUGGGACUGAUACUUAACUCUGUGGCUCUGUGGAUGUUCAUCACUAAGAUGAGGCCCUGGAAACCCAGUACGGUUUAUAUGUUCCAUCUGGCCCUGUCGGACACGCUCUAUGUGCUCUCCUUGCCUAUGCUCAUAUACUACUACGCAAACCGCAGCCACUGGCCUUUUGGGGUUUUUCUCUGUAAGAUUGUGCGGUUUCUUUUCUAUGCUAACUUGUACUGCAGCAUCCUGUUUCUCACUUGCAUCAGUGUGCACCGCUACCUUGGUAUCUGUCACCCCAUUCGUGCUCUGACUUUGAUCAAGCCACGCCAUGCCCACAUGGUGUGUGGUUUUGUCUGGACUGCUGUGAUAGCCUGCCUGGUGCCCAAGCUGAUUUUUGUCAACACUUCUCAAAGAGGAAAUGACACUUUGUGUCACGACACCAGCCGCCCGGAUGAAUUUCACGACUAUGUUACCUACAACUCAGUGGUGAUGGUCCUGCUGUUUAUCCUGCCAUUUCUGGUCAUCAUGGUCUGCUACUGUUUAAUGGCACGGGCCCUUUGCCAACCCCGAAAGGGCCUGUCCCAAAGUCAACUGAGUUCAUCCCGGAAGAAGUCCAUUAAACUUAUCAUAGUGGUGCUGGUUGUGUUUGCGAUUUGCUUUGUACCCUUCCACAUCACCCGUUCGCUCUACUACUCCUACCGUAUUCUAGACGCAGAUUGCAGGUCCCUUAAUAUCAUCAACUUUGCUUAUAAAAUCACUCGCCCACUUGCUAGCAUGAACAGCUGUUUGGACCCCAUCCUCUACUUCCUGGCAGGGGAUCACUACCGCUCUAAACUCCUCAGAGCGUUCACUAGACAAACUCCGAACACUCGUUCUACCGCGUAUGUGCAUGAUAACAACAUCGGGCUGGCCUUUAAGAACCCAGAUGCCCAAGCUGGCACUGAGUCGAGACUCUAGAUUCACAUACCCAGACAUUUUGGGUAAUCUUUUAAAAAGCAGUUCUGGAAGACUGCUGCAAAUUUUGUAAAGACAUCCCAAGCAUUCUCUGUCAACAGACAUCAUUCUGCAGAUACGCAUCCAGAAGAAUUCAGGACAGUCUUGUAAACACUACAGCGUAGAUAAAAGUAAAGGAAUCUUUUUGCUUCCUUUGUGCACUCCUAAUGUUUUUUUUCAUUCAGUGUGAUUGCUGGUGCAGAGGAACUGCAGCUUGUUUUAUAAAAGCUCUGAUGGCCAAUCACUCCUGGUUACUUGUAAUGUUGAAGUUUCUCACUAUUGGUCAAGGAUACAGCUUGGCAGUGUUGGGGUUCUGUCAACACUGAAAACAAAACCUACUCUAUAUCCCAGAGAUGGACUCUGGCCUGUGACUGUUACUACAGAAAUGUCAGUAUAAAGCCUUUUGUGUGUUAUGUUAUGUGCGAAGGUCCUAUGGUAGGAAAUGAAAGUGUGAAUUCCUCCUGCAAAAAAGUAGGACUUUAGUUUUUAACUUGCAGUAUUUUAACCAAUGAAAGAAAUUAAUUUUGUAUUGAUUAUUA